This is a messenger RNA of Plasmodium coatneyi, 2016 nucleotides long. RefSeq names its product Transketolase. Gene Ontology annotation, cellular component: cytosol. The record is from RefSeq and is a predicted model, not a curated record. Gene Ontology annotation, molecular function: transketolase activity. Bases 1 to 2016 code for a protein of 671 amino acids. Gene Ontology annotation, biological process: pentose-phosphate shunt. The transcript has a single exon. NCBI's taxonomy places the organism in Eukaryota, Apicomplexa, Aconoidasida, Haemosporida, Plasmodiidae.
AUGAACGGCCCAAUUGACCAGAAAUGUAUAAACGAAAUUCGCAUGUUGUCGGCGGAGCUGCCGCUGAAAGCCAACAGUGGGCACCAGGGAGCGCCCAUCGGGUGUGCGCCUAUAGCACACAUUUUGUGGGCCUACGUAAUGAACUACUACAAUGAGGACACCAACUGGAUGAACCGGGACAGGUUUGUCCUUUCGAACGGACACGCCAGUGCACUCCUGUACACCAUGCUUUAUUUAACCAAGCAAGGAUUAACCAUGGAAGAUUUGAAAAACUUCAGACAGUUUGGAAGUCUAACCCCAGGUCACCCAGAGAAACAUAUCACCAAAGGAGUGGAAGUUACAACUGGCCCACUAGGACAAGGAGCAUCCAACGCAGUUGGGAUGGCCAUCUGUGCACAUAACUUAGCAGAAAAAUACAACACAAAGGAAUUUCCCAUUUUUGAUAAUUAUGUAUAUGCCAUAUGUGGUGAUGGCUGCAUGCAGGAAGGAGUAUUCUGUGAAGCCGCUUCCCUUGCUGGACAUCUUGGAUUAGGAAGAUUAAUCCUUCUAUACGAUGACAACAAAAUAACCAUCGAUGGGAACACAGAGUUGUCCUUCACGGAAAAUAUAGAGAAAAAAUUUGAAGCCUUAAAAUGGGAAGUCAGAACAGUACCCAAUGGAAAUACUGACUUUGAAGGCAUAUUGAAGCAAAUCGAGGAAGCGAAAAAAAACACAAAACAGCCUUCAUUAAUUAUCGUGAAGACGUCUUGUGGGUAUGGGACGAAAGUAGAGGGGACAUGUAAAUCCCACGGAUUAGCAUUAAAGGAAGAAGAUUUAAAAAAAACGAAAGAACUUUUUGGUUUAGAUCCGGAGAAGCAAUUCCACAUUUCGGAGGAAGUACAAAAGUUCUAUGAAAAUAUUGUACAGAAAAAGAAGGAAAAUUAUCUCAAGUGGAAAAAAAUGUUUUCCGAUUUUACAGUGCAGUACCCAGAGAAGGCACAAGAAAUUACUAGGAGAUUUUCCAAGGAGCUUCCCCACAAUUGGGUCGAAGUGUUACCAAAGUAUACCAUUACAGAUGUUCCCGCUGCUACUAGGAAUCUGUCUGGUGUCGUCUUAAACUGCAUUAAUAAGGUUCUACCCGAGUUGAUUGGCGGAAGUGCAGACUUGACAGAGUCUAAUUGCACCGCCUUGAAGGAAGAAAAAGACAUAACCAAAGAAUCCUUUGCAAAUAAGUAUAUACGAUAUGGGGUAAGGGAACAUGGAAUGGUGGCCAUCACGAACGGAAUAUAUGCCUAUGGAGGAUUCGAACCCUUCUGUGCAACUUUUCUAAAUUUCUAUACGUACGCAUUUGGUGCUUUAAGAUUAGCCGCCUUGUCUCAGUAUCACAUUUUUUGUAUAGCAACCCAUGACUCAGUCGAAUUGGGGGAAGAUGGACCAACACACCAACCUGUUGAAGUUUUGGCCUUACUUAGAGCCACUCCUAAUUUGAAUGUAAUUAGGCCAGCAGACGGGAAUGAAGUGUCAGGUGCUUAUUUGUGCCACUUUAAGAACCCCAAAACUCCUACCAUUGUUGCGUUGUGUAGAAAUAAAGUGCCCCAUUUGAAGAACACCUCGGCAGAACAGGUCCUAAAGGGAGCCUACAUUCUGGAGGACUUCGACCAAUCGAAUAACAAGCAGAAGGUCAUCUUAGCUGGAUGCGGUUCGGAAUUGCAUCUCUGCUUCGAGGCGAAGAAUAUUCUAACGAAGGAGCACAAUUUAAACGUCCGUAUUGUGAGUUUUCCUUCGUGGAAUUUAUUCAAGCAACAGUCUGAGGACUACCAACAGUCGGUCAUGAUGCACCACGAUGGGAAAGUUGUUAGGUUCUACAUAGAACCUGCUUCCACCAACGGGUUCGACACCUACUUUAAUGUCUACCUGGGCAUCAACCAGUUUGGUUACUCGGCCCCGAAGAACAAAAUAUGGGAGCACCUCGGUUUUACACCAGAGAACAUAGUUUCGAAGGUGUUGGCCUUUAUAAAGGCGCACAUGCACGCGUAA